AUGGGCCCUCCCCAUCUCCGCUGGAAGCGAUCGCUUUGUGCUCUCAGCGUGCUGUGCGCCGUGCUUGGGAGCAGCUCUCGUCUUCUGUGCUUCGCAGGUUCUCGCCCACAGAAGUCUGAAAGGCUGCAGGAUCUGCAGGUCCAUGCCAGCUCAGAAGAUGUUUGGAAGGCGGCAUACGACGCAGAGAUGGAGCGCAACGAGCUCCUGCGAGAGCAGCUGCGUAGCCUUGACAUAGGCGAGUCCUCGGACUUGCCAGAAGCAUGUGAAGUUGACUGGCAAGACAGCUAUGAGAAAUUGGCUGCAUGCAACCAAGAGCUGGAAGAGACCUUACGCAGUGGCGGUGGCCUUCAGGCCGGAGGACGUAGUGCUCAAGUACAGCAGCAGACUGCUGCGAUGAAGCCCCUGGUCUUCGAGGUACCGCUUCCGGAGCAGGGAAAUGAGAGAUUAGAACUUGUCCGCUACUUCACCGAUGGUCGCGAAGUGGCUUUUUACAUGGUUCGAGCUUGCCUUCCACUUGGCCUGCAGCUGACAAAGUGCAACAGUGGACCACUGAAGGGAGCCUUCUUGGUGGAAGACGUGGUCGAGGGCGGUCAAGCUUGGGAAGGCGGCGUGGUCCUGGCAGGCGACAUCCUCCACGCUGUGACCGUGGUGAUGGACAGGGCGAACCUGGGCAUCAAGACUGAAGAUUUCGUCUCCAACGUCGUGGGAGGUCUGGGGCGGUGGAGGCAAACAAUCCUAGACACAUCCUUCAUCAAUACAGUCGAAGACCUCGUGGCACAGAUGCAAUCGAACAAGGCCAUGGGCACCGACACGGAGCUCGUAUUGGUCUUUGAACGGGACCUUUCCGAAUCGCCUCGGCCUCCUGAUGUACUGGAUCCGGUUGAAGCAGAGUGA
Molecule: messenger RNA, 894 nt
Organism: Symbiodinium sp. CCMP2456
Lineage: Eukaryota; Dinophyceae; Suessiales; Symbiodiniaceae
Source: the annotation of a GenBank genome assembly